UCUCUAAGAACUCCCUCAAAAUUCUCCUUACAUCUCUAUCUUUUCACUAAAUGCUCGUCACCCCAUGGGGUCGAGAAUUCAAAGCUCGAAUGGAGGUGGUGUCUCUGAAUUGUGGGAGUUGCCAUCCAUUCUUAAGACAUCUUUCUUUGCAAAGGGUUAUUAUGUUGCUGGUUCUUUGUAGAAUAUGGAGGUAUCGAAAUAUGAAAAGUGUUUUCGUUAGCGCCUAAGGAUCAUAGAGUGGUACAAUAGAGGAGUUUUGAUUCAUGGUGUUUGUUCAAAGUUGUCUUCGGACGGGGUUGUUACUACAGUUCAAGAAUAUGCUAGGAUGUGGUUUAACCUCCUUUAUAUUAAACUAUCAUUGAAUCAGGGGUGUAUUGCAAUAGUGUAAUUAAUGCUUAAGAGGUAAGAGAAAUGAUUGGAACCAUACUUAGAUUUUUAUUUUUUGUUGUUUCUCUUUCUAAUACAUUAAUGUUUGGGCU
Messenger RNA from Rubroshorea leprosula, 479 nucleotides. The record is from the annotation of a GenBank genome assembly. Lineage: Eukaryota; Viridiplantae; Streptophyta; Magnoliopsida; Malvales; Dipterocarpaceae.